Erythranthe guttata (spotted monkey flower) is the source of this 1343-nucleotide messenger RNA. RefSeq names its product G patch domain protein. The record is from RefSeq and is a predicted model, not a curated record. NCBI's taxonomy places the organism in Eukaryota, Viridiplantae, Streptophyta, Magnoliopsida, Lamiales, Phrymaceae.
CUCUCUCUCUCUCUCUCUCAUAAUUUUGUUAACCACCACCACCACCACCACCACCACCACUCCACCUCAACCCAUUCUUCACACAUUAAUCAUUCUUAUUAAUAAUCCCUUCCACUCUUACCAAAUUCAUUUCGAAAAAGAAGUAAUUAGUUCACAAUAUGUCUUUUGAGUGUCAUCAUGAGAGGAAACCUUUGCUCUAUGCUGAUUUAUUUAAACGCGUCGGCAACGUAAAUACGGUGGUGCAAAAAGAAGAAGCGAACAUGAUAACAUCUAAGCCGCUGCAAGGUUUAAGUUCGAGUUCGAGUUCGAGCUCAAAUCAGUUGUCCUAUAGUGACUCGUCUUCUUCGGGCUUCAGCACGCCCUUGUAUUCCGAUUCAAGCGACGACGGAGAUUUCGUUGCCGAGUUGAGUCGCCAGAUGGCUGAGUGUAUGCUUCAAGAUGAAGAAGAAGAAGAAGAACAAGUAAAAGAAAACACUAUUGCCAAUUAUAUUUCUGAGAAUUCGGAUGUUUAUGAGUUGAAGAAUCAGGCGCCAAUUACGAAAGAGGGCACUGUUUAUAGGAGUAGACGAGUCAAAGGAACUGAGUCAGCUCAGCAGAAACAACAAGUUGAGAAAACAGAGCAGCAUUUUAUGCAAUAUAGAGGCAAAGGAUGGGUGGGAGUUGGACAUGGCAGAAACGGGCAAUUCGGGUCGGGUAUGCAGGCUGUUUUUCUUGGUGGAUCCGGGUCCGUAUCUGGAUCUUCAGGAACCGGAGUUUUUUUGCCCCGUGACUCCACUGAACCCAAGAAGAAAUCAGGUUGUUCAAUGGUUCUGAUGCCCACAAGAGUAUUGCAAGCAAUGGAGCUACACUAUAACCGGUUUAAAGAUUCCACAACCCCACCACCACUACUAACCGGUCGACCUUUCAAUUACUCUGGCCGCGCAGUAAAAGGUGAAUCGACGAUAUCAAGUGGACCGCGAAACGGACAUUCACACAUCGACGACAUGCAACUACCGCAGGAAUGGACUUAUUAAGUUCAAUGUUUGUGAUUGUUCCAAUCCAUCUUCAUCAGAAGGGCUGUUAAUAUCUAUGGAAAUAUUAUAAGCUAGAUAAAGAUAUAUUAUUCUUCAAUAAGCUAAGUAAUAAUUAAUGAGUUUGAAAGUUUGAUAUCAAUAAACAAUUACUACAAGUAAUUGUAGGAUUCAUAAAUUGUGAAUAGUCUGCUCUGCUUCAUUAUAUGAAUAAGUAAAUUGUUUUUAUUGUUAGAGUAAGCUACCAACAAACCAACUUGUGGAUGUUGUCUUUCCAUUUUACUUGUAUACAAUCUAUUUCGUACUUAAUGAAAAUUUAUUUUUCACAAGCUA